CUUUAAAGAUCAGCGAAGUUUAUUUACGCAACUAAGGAGACGGAUAGAAUUUUGUUGUCAUCGAUGAUUGAAAGCCAAUGGCCUCAAAUUUUCAUGCCUGGAAAGAAGUGAUUACACAUAUCAUAGACUGUACGUCGAUGGGAAGUUUAGUUUUCAUAAGAGCAAAGCACGGAUCGGUAUGAAGACGGGGCUGUCGAGGCAGCCAGGUCUGGAGAUGCGUCCUGCCCAGAGCCAGCUGUGCCUCGGCAUGGGUCUCUCUGCCCGCUAACACAUCUGUGAGAACCACAGCUGAUCUACAUGGGUGACCCGACUGAUCCGGAUGCUUGAGUUAUAGUUUCUCAGAGACAUAACUGAUAACCUUGCAGCGAUGUCUGUUUCAACGGUUUUGGCAAAGGCGCUGUUUGACAACACAGCAGAAAGCCCAGAGGAGUUGGCUUUCCGGAAGGGGGACAUCCUCAUGGUUCUUGACCAGGAGCAGAGUGGUGGGCCAGGCUGGUGGCUCUGCUCACUGCAUGGCAGACAGGGCAUCGCUCCUGCUAACCGCCUUCGACUCCUGCAGACCGCCCCACCUCCGGGCUCAGACCCUCGUUCUGGCCCAAAUGAAGACUCUGUUUACCUGUCACCCGGUCUUCCAUCGGCCAGGACAGGUGUCAGCAGUAGCACAGAUGAUAUAGAUGAAGUGUAUCGUUCCCCUCCAGUUGCUGGAGAAGGGCGGGGAGGGGUAGCUGCCUCUCGGACGGGGGAGCUACGCAGAGUAGAGGGAGGUCGCCCACGCUCACACUCUAGUUCUGGCACUCGGCCCAGACCAGACUGGGAUAUUGGUUUGGUGGGACGCCCGCGCUCACCCUCUUUAAGGGGACGAGGCACAGAAAUGACAGGAACACUUUAUCAGACCCCCAUAAGUCCCAUACCCUCUGCAGCCCAGCAUGCCAGGCAGCCUGGAGUACUCAUGGCCUCAGAAUCUGUGUACCUUUCUCCUGGUGGAGUACCAAGGGCAGCUGAUGAACCAGAAGACACUACUUAUCUUGUCCCCAGAGAAACACUAACAACUCAGUCAGAUGACUGUUACUUGGUGCCCAAAGGUACACCACUUGCAAGUGAUGAUGUUUACCAGUCUCCUACUGGUGGAGCUGUGGCCAGUUCUCUGUGCUCUAAUGGCUCCUCUGUAAUCAAUGGAACCCCCCAGCCCAAAUUUAGCCAGGACACACCUGUGAUGUACCAAACGCCCACCCCCAUUGGAGCAAGCUUGCACAGGCCAUCAGCUACAGUUCUGGCUCACCAACACCCUUCUCAGUUAACCCCAGCCCAAGCAUCUCCUCGAGCCUUGCUCAAGGGAGUUCCACAAAACCCUGCCGUUGUCAGGGGCAAACCCAGCUUGGCUUGUCAUCGGGGGUCCCCUUUGUUGAUCAGGGCAGGACAGGUCAGGGCUCCAGGAUCACCUAAUUUUGCCCGCAAGCCUCCUCCACCAGCACCUCCAGUCAGAGGGGUCACCAGGAAAGAUUCACAACAAGCUCCAGCAUCAUCAGCUGACUGUAGCUCUGUCCCCAAACCUACUGUUCAGGCAGUUCCAGCCGGCCUGCAGCAAGAUGAUGAUAAACAGAGGGGAACUCCACAGAGUAAAGAAGAAAGGAUUAGCAAUGGCCUAGAGAAAAGUGGCAAUAUGCAGAACAAAAAUGGGGAAAAUCAGGAUUACUCGGACGCUGUGGAUGACCAGGUGUAUGAUACCCCUCCCAGUGGCAGGUGGCAGCGACCAGUCCCAUCUGCCCUCCGGGAUGAGGAUGGCAUCUAUGAUACCCCUCGCAGUGUCCCCCCACAGGCUGACUCUGAAACUGAGGUGUAUGACGUUCCCACAAUCACUCUGAACAUGUCCACAUCAGAUGUCCAGUCUGAUGAAGUUGAUGAAGUCUACAGUGUCCCUACACUCCCAGGUGUCCCUCUGGCACCAGCAGAGUCCACCACCAGCCUCUCUGCUGAGGAAGUUACCCAGGUUUGCUGCAUCCCUGGAACUGAGAAACGAGCCAGCAGUGGAGAUCGAAGACGAGAUUCGUCUGAGCCCGACUGUGGUAUCUAUGACAUGCCGGCUCUUAUCGUCGAAGUCCUUCCUCAUUCCUCAUCCUCCUCCUCCACAUCCACUCGCCGCCUCUCUGUUUCUAGUAACGGGUCUGGCGACGUGCAGUGGAAAGCUUCACUUUCCAGCCUCGUCCAGUCAGUGCUGAGUACGGCCUCCUGCUCGGCCUCCACUCUGUCAUCGCGGGACCUGGCCACCUCUCUGGCUGAGAUCCUGUCCACCUGGAAAGCCAGUCAUUCGGGUGAUCCUCCUCCGUCACUUCAGCAGGCCUGGGCCCGUCUAUCAGACCUGCUCCCGGCCUUAUCCGCCAUCGGUAAUGCUCCUCCAUCUGAAGGGCUCUUGUCGCUGGUCCAGCUUUCUCUUGAGGAGAGCGCCCUCCUCUUGCAGGCUCAGAGUCGGCCUCGUCUUCCUUCCCAAGAAUCGCUGUCACGAAGGCCUCUGCCAGCACUCCCGGUGCCUGAUGGAAAGUCAACUGGUGGUGGAAUGGGGUCCCGUAAAGGUAGCUGGAUCCAGGAAAGACCCCUACCCCCAACCCCUCAGCCUGCCUUUCCCUUGACUUCUGCUCCAGUCAGUGUGACUCUCACAGUGGGCCCUGUUAAUGGAGAAGAUGACCCCAGCAAUGAGUAUGCAGGGAUUGGCUUAACUCCAAUCCCAGCCCCAGUACCUACUGGAGACAGUGUUGGAUAUGUCAAGCUCCAGGGUAAACCUGAACCCCCUCCUGAAGCUCUAACUGAAAAUGGACAGACACAAUCUAUCACCGCAGAGCCAAGAUUGACUCCAUCCCCUCUUCCGGUGUCCCUCUCCCUGGAGGACUCGGAGCUGCUGUCCUUUUACUCCUCUCAGAGCCUUGCCCACCUCUCCUGCCUGGCAGAAUCCAUCGAGGUGCUCUUCAGCAGCGUCCAGGGGAACCAGCCACCUCGCAUCUUCGUCGCCAGAGGAAAAAGCCUCAUUGUGACUGCGCAUAAACUGGUGUUCAUCGGGGACACACUGUCCCGCCUUCUCACUUCUGCAGACCUCCGGGCUAAAAUCACAACUUCUGGGGGGAGACUUUGCCAGGCUUUAAAGGCAGUUGUCGUGGCAACAAAGGGCGCUGCACAAAACUACCCAUCUGUAACUGCCAACCAGGAGAUGAUUGACCGAGUUGCUGAGCUCUCCCAGCAAGCUGCUGGCUUCUCCACUCUGCUGCAGCGCCUGGCUGAAAUAUCAUCAUGAUAUUUCAUAUACUUUGCGUAUAAACGUUGUUUACACUACACCUUUAUUUUCUCUCUUUGAAAUGCCUUAUUUGUCCUCACACUCUUUAUUUUCCCUAUGCCUGAUUGGGACUGAAACUGAAUCCUGGAAGAAGUGUUUUCCCAUGUUGCAGCUUUUACCAAGCUGGGUUUUGACUGUGUCAGUUCUGUCCUCAAAGAGUGUGUUGUUUUUGCCUUUGUUUAUAUAAUGACCUAUAUGCUUUGAUGCCUGACACACUUGCUUUUUGUAAGUGUUAACUUAUUGAAUAUUUGAAACCCCUCUGUGGGUUGUGUCCAUGUGGACUGUUUAUUUUGGGAGCUUUACUUUAAUACGCUUGCCAUAUUUCCUUCUCACAUGAUAGCCAUUUCUUCUUCCUUCCUCUAUUUAUUUAGCCAGCCCCCACCCUCAAUUCCAAAAAUAGUGGAAGCCUUGACAUCCUGGUUCUGGCCCAUUUUUUUUUUUUACAGUGAUACCUGAAAGGCCUUUUUGUUAUUCUGAAGCUGAUAAAGCUGCAUGUUGAGGGUUUUGUUUUUAUAUGAGAGAAAUUUAAUAGCGAGUGAAGUGCUAUAGAAAAUAUCCCCCUAUUCCAUCCUUAAUCUGCAGGUAUGUGUUGCUUGUGUUGUGCCUGUUUCUACUAGAACAGAUAUUACCCCUAGUAUUGCCUGCAAUCAACUCAGUUUUUACAAGUAACAUCUGGAACUGCACAUUUUUUGUAUACUCGUAAUGAUGAAAAAUGAAAGUCCUUUCUGACUGGGAGCGAACAUAUCUAAAAAGUGACGCUGUGGCAGAGAAUGACUAAUGAUAGUUGGGUGAGAAAAUUCCUAAGCCAGUUCUUUUCCCACAGUCUUUUGAUCUACUUGUAAAGGAUAAAAAAAAACCUGCUGACUGAGUUUACCGGUCUCAACAUGUCUUGUUAUGAUGUUCAUCAUUGCUUGUCUUCUUUGCCUUUCUAUCUUCAUUUCCCCCAAGAUGCCUGUCACUGAUGUUUACUCACAUCGGCUUUGAUAAUUCAAAGUGAGCACCUUUGCUGUGACCACAUCUGUUAUAAGACUGGAUACUAUAUGCACAAUUUAUUCUUUUUGUAAAGCAUUGCUGUUAUUACACUUUGUACAUUUAACAUCACAAUUUGACAGUUCAGAUGACAGCUCUGAUGGAGAUCUUUUUUAUUUUGCUCAAUCCAAGUAAAAACUACAAAACUAAGAACGGUCCACUUUUGAGUGAAUGUGACAACCCAUCACGUUUUCUAUCUCACACUACAUUUUUUAUAAGGCUGUCUUCUGCCUAUUUAUACUUGAAUUGGUCGUCAAAAAUAAGUUGCUCUGCAACAACAGUUCAUAAAUAUGUUCAGUUUGAAGUAGUGGUGGAAUAUAUGUACAUACUUGACUGAAAGUGAAACAUAUUUACACUACACAUGGUAAUUGUGUGCACACCAAGCUUCUUCCUGGAGGAUAAAGUUGGAAUAUCAUUUCUAAGUGUUGGGACCUAUCCUUCAUUUUGGCAAUCAUGUCUCUGCACUUUGUGUUUUACUUUAUCAGAUUGAAAUCACAUGUCAUUUCCUAACCUUUUUCUCAUUUGUGUGGCUCAAUUGAGUUUGUUCUUGUUUUGAUGUUUUCUUAGCUGUAGAGCCCUCAUGUGGGAUGUUGAAGUAUUACUUCAUACCUGCCUGCUAAAAUUGGCUCUAUGUAUGAAAGAAUGCAUGACUGGCAAGCAACAUUUAGAUAUAAAUAUAUAUUUAUUUUUGUCAACCUUUGAUAGUUUUUUUAACCCCCUAUUUGCAUGGCUUUAAUAUUCCAGUUUUUUGUAUGCACAUUUUUUCACCAGGGAUGUUAAGUGGUUGGCAAAUAUUGUUUUUUUUUCUUUUAAAUAUAUUUUACAUAAAUUUUCAAAGAUAUGGCUGUUUUUUUUUUUUAAUGGGAUUCUUUAACACUAUGUGAACUUGUGCUAUGUGUAUUUGCUGUCAUACAGAACUAAAUCUUGACUUGUAUCUUACAGUAAUUGCAAAUCUAAACCCUCUCAUUUUUACCACUACAUUUGAUGUUUGUCUUGUACUCUUGUUCAGAUUGCACAAAUACAUCUUUUGCAAUGAAGCAAACGUGUGUUUAUGA
This is a messenger RNA of Melanotaenia boesemani (Boeseman's rainbowfish), 5403 nucleotides long. It is a transcript of the gene efs, whose product is annotated as embryonal Fyn-associated substrate. Gene Ontology annotation, cellular component: cytoplasm; plasma membrane. Gene Ontology annotation, molecular function: protein binding. The transcript is spliced from 8 exons. Gene Ontology annotation, biological process: cell surface receptor protein tyrosine kinase signaling pathway; cell migration. Lineage: Eukaryota; Metazoa; Chordata; Actinopteri; Atheriniformes; Melanotaeniidae. The record is from RefSeq and is a predicted model, not a curated record. The coding region runs from base 368 to 3280 and encodes 970 amino acids.